AUGUUCUACCAGUGGGUCGACUACUGGAAGAAGUCCAUGGAGGCAGAUGGCGCCGCUUUGCUGUCCUCCGGAACCCGCGGCUUGGUCCACCUGAACCAGGUGUUUGUGACGCACAGUGCCAGCCUGGCAAACAAGGUGCUGGAGUACUUCUCGAAUCUGCAGCUGAAAAGCCAGGACACGGUGCCGCAGACGCGGCGUUCGGGGCUUCUGGAGCAAUCAAGGCAUCCCGACAACAUCAAGCACGUGAAGAGCUUCCCGUUGUUCAUCACGUAUCGGAAGUUCCUCAUCAUGCUGGACGGUUGCCUGGAUCGGCCCUUCUUUCCACGGCGAAGCACCGGAGUUGUUCACCCAGACAAGGUGGUCCAGGCAGAGGCUGCGGAUGGCUUGGAUCCCAUCUCCGCCCUCCGCGAGCAGCGCCGAGCCGCCGUCAGGGCCCAGGCCUUCGGCCGGAACACUGCCACCGCAGCCGAGGACAGAGUGCUUUAUGAGGUGGACUACGACCUCUUCAAGCUCAAGUUUUGGCCGAAGCUGUGCCAAAAGGUUCCCUCCGGCUGCGAUGCUGUGCUGGUCUGGCGUGAGUUCAUGUCAUACAUCAAGGGCUCCUACAAAGUGCUGGACUGCGAGCAAGGCUAUUUGGACCUGGCAACCUAUCAGGAGAUCACAAGCAAGUGCUCACCAGGUUUCAAAGACUUUCGGAAGGAGAUCUACGCAGCCUUCAAGACGUACGAGAAGCUCCGGGAGGAGUGGAACUACUUCGACAGGAUGGACGUCGCCCGCCAUGUCAUCCAGCAGCUGAAGCGGAACCCUUACGAUGGCCCUCCCAUCCACUCGUCUGCCGUCGAUGAAGUGCAAGAUCUUGCCCAGCUCGAGCUUGCGGUCUUCUUCAUGGUGAUGAAGAAGCCUUACGAGGAGCUUUUCCUGACGGGUGACACUUCGCAGACGGUGUCCCGUGCUGUGGAGUUUCGGUUCUGCGACCUCCAGUCUCUCUUCCACUACUUCAACCCACGUGAGAAAGUGCCAGAGCUGGAUCAGCUGCUGAUCAACUACCGCAGCCACCAGAAGAUCCUUGCGCUCUCCCACCGGGGCGUGGUGCAGCCCUUGGAGCUGGGCUUCCCGUAUGCCAUCGACAAGCUGCAAGCCGACACCGGCCACCGGGAUGGCGUGCUGCCUGUCAUUGUCAAAGACGUGGCCUUGGAGGAUCUGGCCCAGCAUAUGUUUAAUCUCGAUGGCUGCAGUGCGGGCAUUGCGUUUGGAGCCAGCCAGUGCAUUCUCGUUCGCAAUGAGGCUUCCAGAAAGAAGCUGCCCCCAUCGCUGUCCAAUGCCCUUGUGCUGACUGUGGAGCAAUCGAAGGGGCUGGAGUUCGAUGACUGCAUCUUGGUGAACUUCUUCACCGACUCGCUUUAUGAGGAGUGGCAGACGAUGAAAAUCUUCCUGCCCGACCUCUUGGAAGAGCAGCGCCAGGACACAACGGCGCAACGAAAGCGUCCACAGUUCGAGAACUUCCGCCACGCGCUGCUUUGUUCUGAGCUCAAGCACCUGUAUACCGCCAUUACGCGCACGAAGCACGUGCUUCUCUUCUUUGAGGAAGACACCGCCAAGGCCGCCCAUGUCUUCAAAAUGUGGGAAGAGCUUGGCCUCGUCAGCUCGUCUGGCCUCAUGGACGAGAAAAAUGCCGAGGCAAGAGCCCAGAUCCACCAGCAUGCCGGAGAGAACCGCGGCAAGGAAUCAUGGAUCCAUAUGGGGCACAACCUCCUCAAUCGGCAGCUGUACGAGCAAGCGCGGAGUGCGUUCCGACGGGCAGAGGACGAGAGAAUGGCCAGAAUCUGCGAAGGCUAUCUCCAGGCCCAGGAGGCUUUCAGGACCUUGGAAGAUUCCGAAGCAGAGGGUGUUCAGCUCUUCCGGGAAACUGCCAAGCUGUUCAAAGAAGUUGGCGCGCGUCGUGAGGAGGCAGAGUGCUGGAAGUUCGGACGCUACCCGCAGAAGGCCGCCCUCAUCCUUGAAGAGCUUGGCCAAGAACGACCUGAACUCAAGAUUGAAGCUGCCAAAACGUGGUCGGAAGCUGGAAUGUUUGUUCGCGCCGCGGAACUCUAUGAAGAGGAGAGCUACUUCGACGAGUGCAUUCAGGCGUAUCUUCUUGCAGAACAGAAGGAAGAGGUGGGCAGGGUGGUGCUGCUGGCGCACCAAGUCGAAGCGCUGAAGGCUGAGGAGUGCUUCCGUUACCUACAGGACAUCGACGAUCACGGCAGGGCCGGUGAGCUGUAUCUCCGUGAGGAGAAUUUCGAGCAAGCUGCCUCCUGCUUUCAGAGUGCUGGGAUGUUGGGGCAAGAGGCGUUUUGCUACCAAAAGCUGGGCCAGCCACUACGGGCGGCCGAGCGUUUUUCGGCCAGUGGCGAAGCAGAUCAUCUCAAGCAAGCCGCCGCCCUCUAUCAUGAGCAUCAGGAACAUGUCGCCGAAGUGAAGUGCUAUCGCAGCCUCCUUCAGAUGGACGACCUCGCAGAUCGUCAGCCGUUCAUUGAAAAGUGCAUUGACUUGCACAAGAUGCUGCAAGAAUGGGACCGGGCUGCUGAGCUGCUGGAGGAGUUGGCCGAGAUUGAACCGGUGAUGGAGGGCGACUACUUAAUGGAGGCCGCAAGCUUUUAUGAGAAGGCAGAUCAGCCCAAGAACCACGCCCGUGUCUUCGAGAAGCUGGCCGACCUUGGGGAAGUCCCGGGCCUCUUCCGCGCCGCUGACGCCAUUGGGUUCCUCAGAAAGGCGGCGGAGCUCUACUCCGGCAUCAAGGCCUUGGAAGACAGGCUUCGCGUCUCAGAGAAGCUCAGUGAAUUCAAGGUGUGUGGGGAUUUGGCGCGAGAGAUGCAGACGCUGGAGAAGGCGGCGGACUUUUACUUCAAGGCGGGAACAGGCGAGGCUCUUCAAAUGGCUAUGGAGUGCAUGCUUCAGGCCAAGGACUUCCGUGCUGCCUACAACUAUUUCGACCACCUCUCCCCUCAUUGGCAGUCCAGGCUGCCCCGUAUCGCAGCUAUGCAGGAUUCCUACUUCCACGUGUUCUAUUCCGCCCGCUCAUCCCAUUGA
Symbiodinium natans is the source of this 3069-nucleotide messenger RNA. The record is from the annotation of a GenBank genome assembly. NCBI's taxonomy places the organism in Eukaryota, Dinophyceae, Suessiales, Symbiodiniaceae.